CCUUCUUCACCGCAUAUUUUUGCUGCAUUUAAAACUCUUUUAGUAAGAGAUUCCCUCUCAAACUUCACAGAAACAAACUUCCUUUUACUUUACUCAUAAUAUGAACUCCUCUUCUUCUACCGUUACCCUCUCUCAACCAGACCAAGAACGUCUUUUAGACAAACUUGAAGUCUUCAAGAUCCAAGGCAGAGAUAAACGUGGUCGUAAAAUUCUUCGCGUUAUUGGCAAGAUCUUCCCUGCUCGGCUUGUGAGCAGUGAGGUAGUGAAGAAGUAUUUGGAAAAAAAGAUCUUCCCCAAGUUAAAGGUAGGUCCAUUCUCGGUGGUGUACGUGCACACAGGUGUUCAAAGGAGCGAAAACUUCCCUGGAAUCUCGGCCCUACGAUCAAUCUACGAUGCUGUUCCGAUCAACGUUAAGGAUGAUUUGGAGGCCGUUUAUUUCGUGCACCCGAGUCUACAGGCCAGACUCUUCCUUGCCACUUUUGGUCGACUCCUUUUCAGUGGAGGGUUGUAUGGGAAGGUAAAAUAUAUGAACAGGCAGGAGUUUCUAUGGGAGCAUGUGAGGAGAAACGAGAUUGAGAUGCCAGAGUUUGUGUAUGAUGAGGAGGAGGAGCUGGAGUGCCGGCCCAUGGUUGACUAUGGAUUAGAGAGUGAUUAUCCAAGAGUUUUCUGUGCUCCUUCAGCAGACUCUCCAGUUUCUAUGUAUUCAAUGCGGUGUAUUGCAUAGUAUAUGUCAAAAAAAGGAUGCAGAAGUCCGGUUAGGUUGUGUGUCAUUGUAGGAAUUUAGAAAUCUCCCUCCCAUUGUAAAUAGAGUGUCGUGUUGGCAAAUGGAAGCGUGAAGCCGAGAUAAGUUAAAAACUUGUACAAAUUGACCUUAAAAAAUAUUGAACUUAUACCCUAAGUCAAGAAGAAGACAAACUUGCAG
This is a messenger RNA of Pistacia vera, 922 nucleotides long. Its product is annotated as ganglioside-induced differentiation-associated-protein 2-like. The transcript has 3 exons. NCBI's taxonomy places the organism in Eukaryota, Viridiplantae, Streptophyta, Magnoliopsida, Sapindales, Anacardiaceae. The coding region runs from base 101 to 724 and encodes 207 amino acids. The record is from RefSeq and is a predicted model, not a curated record.